Messenger RNA from Blepharisma stoltei, 1923 nucleotides. The record is from the annotation of a GenBank genome assembly. Lineage: Eukaryota; Ciliophora; Heterotrichea; Heterotrichida; Blepharismidae.
AUGCUUUAUCAUAAUUUUGAAGCAAAAACCAUAUUUUUUAUUAAUAAUUCCAUAAAUAUUAUGAAAAGUGGAUGAACUGGCUUCAGAAAGUUUUCAGCUUUUAGAGGCAGUACUUCUAAAAGCCAAGAUAUAAGGGAUAGUUUAUCAGUUAAACAUCAAGAAUAUGGGUAAAGUCUAUGCAGCCGAAACGUUGCGCCAAUUCCACGACCAUUUGAAAGUAAUUUUACAUAUAUGAGCCACAAAGGGACCAUUUUUGGAAGUAUCCCCGGAAAUUUCAAUUCUUCAGAAUACCUGCUGGAAAAGCUUGAUAAAAUGAGCCCAGCAGUCGUCUGCAUUUCUUUGCUCCACCCUCUUUCAUAUUUAAGCUAUAAGUACUGCAAUACCCCAAAACAAUACGAAAAUCUUUCUUUAGGGAUGAAUCAAGAAAAACUUUUGCCAAUUCGAGAAAAAUUUAAAGGCUAUUUUGCUAAUGAAUUAAGGAGAACAUUUUUCCACUUUACAGACGAUUUUGGGGUUUUUUAUUUAGUUGACCCAGUUAAAAAAGAACUGCUCCCUGAUGAUGGAUUAACAGCUGUUAACUGAGGAAGUGAAAGCAACCAAGCAGGCGUUGUUGCUGCUGGAGCUCAUCCCUUAGCAAUUCAUGAAGACUUAAUUCACAACAUAAGCUUGCCAAGGCUAAAAGAAAUAUUUCACACAUCAUUAAACAAGCAUUUAGCUAGAGCAAAAUCAUUAGGCUUUGAACCUUCGAUUAAUACUGCUGAAUUUUAUUACUAUUUAACAAUAAGCGCAAGACUGCAUUUCCAAAAUGAGCUUUUGAGGACAAGAAAUAUUUAUACAGCAGCGGUGCUUAAAAAAACAUUAGGAAAUUUUGAUAAUGUCGCACUGGUGCAUGACCAUAAUGAAUGCGAAUUGUUACUUAAUAUACUUUUAGAUGAAAAAACUCCUGAUUUUGACACAAUUUUUAUAGGAAAAGAAUAUAAUGGGUCAUUUGAAGAAGCAAUGGAAAAAAUUGUGAUUUUAAGCCAAAUAGAUAACAGGUUCUUUAGGCAAUGCAUGGAAAUGGGCGAAAAUCCUUUGAAAAUUAUGUUUAAUGGGUCUAUGAAAAAUUCCCUUGAAGAGGUAAAAGAAGCUUUUAAACAUUUCAACAAAGAGUACUCAGGCUCGUUGACAAAAGGCUUAAUUCAAGAAAUUGAAAGAAUUCCAACCUUUUCAAGAAGGGGGAGGAACAUAUUCUCAGCUUUUGAGCGUGCAAAAGAAAUAGAGCAGAGGACAGGUCUCAUUAGGUCAGGCCACAUACAUGAUUCAAUUGAAGAUGAGUUUCUAGCAAGAGUGUUAUUUGCACAAAUGCAAGUAAAUAUUGAUAGAAAAAUAAGAGCUGGGAUUUCACAGGCAGAAGAAAUAAUAGCAUUACAACAGCUUAUGCAAGGAAAACCUACUGCAUUAAACGUAGAAAUUUUAAAAAAGCUGUCAGCUGAAGCAAAUGCACAGCUAGGACUUAUGAAAAUGCCAGAAUCUUUGGCAAAAUACACAAGAAUGCUUGUAAAUGACACAACUCCUAAAGAGUUAUUGAGGAUAAGCAAGAAUAUGCCUGUAAAAGUGUUUUCGCCAGAUGAUGCCAAAAAUAAAGGCACUUAUUUAUAUGAUAAAAACAACCCUCCAAGAGAAAUUUCUGAUAGAGAUGCAAAGUAUACACAUUUUGUGAUAGGAAAAGGAGAGUUUCCUUAUGAUCUUAAAGGGAAGACUCCUGAAGAGCUUAAGGCGUUAGGCGCUAAAGAAGUUUUUAAUAAUACUUAUCAAUCAAACCCUAACGGCAGACUUGGCUUAGGGACUUUCAAAGAAGCAAGACAAGCUGCAAGAGAUCUUGAAAAAGGGCUCGAUUUAGAGGAAGUUUUAAAAUCACAGAAGCCCCAAGAAACUAAAUAA